AUCCUCUCUACUACUUUUAAGGAAAAUUUAGGUCACUCACACUUUUGAUAUUCCAGAAGAAAAAAAAAAUCGACAAUGGCGCAUCCAAAGGUUUUCUUCGACAUGACCAUCGGUGGAAACCCGGCGGGACGGAUCGUGAUGGAGUUGUACACCGACAAGACACCGAAGACGGCGGAGAAUUUCCGAGCACUGUGCACCGGCGAGAAAGGCGUUGGACGCAGUGGGAAGCCUCUCCACUUCAAGGGAUCGUCGUUUCACCGAGUGAUCCCAAAUUUCAUGUGCCAGGGCGGAGAUUUCACAGCCGGGAACGGGACCGGAGGGGAAUCGAUCUACGGAGCCAAGUUCGAGGACGAGAAUUUCGAGAGGAAGCACACAGGAGCUGGGAUUCUGUCCAUGGCGAACGCAGGUGCCAACACGAACGGAUCUCAGUUCUUCAUCUGCACCGUGAAGACCGACUGGCUCGACGGGAAGCACGUGGUUUUCGGUCAGGUGAUUGAAGGAUUGGACGUUGUGAAGGCGAUUGAGAAGAUCGGAUCUUCCUCUGGAAAGCCGACGAAGCCAGUCGUUAUCGCCGACUGCGGUCAGAUCUCUUAGGGUUUUAGUUGCGGUGGUGGUUUAGUGUUGUUGCUAAUCUCCUAAUUAAUCUCUUUGAAUCUCCGUUUCUUAGCUAUGAUGGACUGUUUCCCUUUUCCUAAUUAACCAUCCCACUAAUAGCACUCCUUUUUUGGCG
Eutrema salsugineum is the source of this 730-nucleotide messenger RNA. Its product is annotated as peptidyl-prolyl cis-trans isomerase CYP19-2. Gene Ontology annotation, molecular function: peptidyl-prolyl cis-trans isomerase activity. The record is from RefSeq and is a predicted model, not a curated record. Gene Ontology annotation, cellular component: plasma membrane; cytosol. The transcript has a single exon. NCBI's taxonomy places the organism in Eukaryota, Viridiplantae, Streptophyta, Magnoliopsida, Brassicales, Brassicaceae. Gene Ontology annotation, biological process: protein peptidyl-prolyl isomerization; protein folding. Bases 76 to 594 code for a protein of 172 amino acids.